This is a messenger RNA of Ostrinia nubilalis (European corn borer), 1683 nucleotides long. RefSeq names its product synaptic vesicle glycoprotein 2B-like. The coding region runs from base 111 to 1523 and encodes 470 amino acids. Lineage: Eukaryota; Metazoa; Arthropoda; Insecta; Lepidoptera; Crambidae. The record is from RefSeq and is a predicted model, not a curated record. Gene Ontology annotation, molecular function: transmembrane transporter activity. The transcript is spliced from 10 exons. Gene Ontology annotation, biological process: transmembrane transport. Gene Ontology annotation, cellular component: membrane.
UUGGCUAUAUUGAGAAUCUGCUAUUUUGAUAAUCUGAUAUUUUAAGAAUCUGAUAUUUUGAGAAUCUGAUAUUAUGCGAAUAAAGGGUCUGCAGCAGCAUCGUGCUGAGCAUGGACUUCGAGAUCUUCUCGGUGGGCUACCUGGUGCCGACCAGCGCCUGCGAGCUCGGCACCACGAGCGCACAGCAGGGGCUCAUGGCUGCGACGCCGGUUGUAGGUAUAAUCGCGACGUCCCACAUCUGGGGCUACCUGGCCGACACGCGCGGCCGCAAGAAGGUGCUGUGCUUCUCCAUGACCCUGAGCUUCGUGGCCAGUACUGCUGCUGCCUUCGCCCCGGAUUGGAUCACCUUCAGUGUGUUCAAGUUGAUUUCUUCCACAUCAGUAGCAGGUGCCUUUGCUCUUGCGUUCACUUUGCUGAGCGAGUGCAACCCUGAGGCAAAGCGGGCGUUCUUGCUGAUACUCACUAGCACUAUUUUCCUUUGCUCUAGUGGAAUCAUGGCAGUGAUAGCUUUGCCGGUCUUGCCUCUCAAGUUCUCAUACUACAUACCAGCCCUCGGCAUCCACUUCAACUCCUGGCGACUUCUGAACCUGAUCUACGGUUUUCCUAGCGCCAUCAGCGCUUUCGGCCUUCUGUUUGCCUUAGAGAGUCCUAAGUUCUUUUUGAGCGUAGGACAAGAGGACAAAGCAUUGGAUGUGUUGAGGACAAUGUUUGUCAUCAAUAACAGAAAAAGCGGAGACGAAUAUCCGAUCAAGUCAUUGGCACUCAACGAAGAGGAGGCGCCGACGGGAUUGACGGGUCUCUGGUCAUCCAUAGUCGCGCAGACGAUACCACUGUUCAAGCCGCCCCUCCUGAAGAAGACUGUACUCAUGUCUGUCAUCUUCGUCAUCACUUAUCUUAGCAUAAACCCGUACGUGAUGUGGAUGCCGUACAUCGUAGAUGGAUUCAUGCGGUCAGUGCGGCGCGGGGAGGCCAACCUGACAUUCUGCGAACGCAUCCGCGCCACUCAUCAUCUCAGUCACAUGGACCAGUUAGAAAAUCAAUGUGCUAUGAAUGAGUUUGCGAUGACGAUGGUCUUCGGUAUCGGCGUGAUUUUAGCAAUUGGGAACACAAUUGCUACCGUCCUUGUCAACUACGUGAAGAAGAAGACAAUGCUCAUAGUAAUACAGAUCAUGGCCGGCGUAUCAGGGAUCUUGUUGAACAGCACUUCUCUGUGGUUCCUGAGCGCUGGGCUGUUCCUGAUGUUCGUCGCCGGCACCAUCAACUUCGGAUUCUUGUCUACCUUCACCGUAGAGAUAUUCCCUACUUAUGUCAAAGCGAUGGCUGUCUCCUUAACCUUGAUGAUGGGUCGAAGCAGUGCUGUGGCUGGCAUCAACGUCUUGAAGGAGCUUCUAAACACCAACUGUGAGGCUUCCUUCUACGUGUUUGGGAGCGUUACUUUAGUGGGCGCUGGUUUCUACUUUCUUCUGCCAGCGGAGGCGUCGCCGGUCAAGACAGCAUCCAAAAACCGGCAGACUGUGCCGUGAUGUGGACAAGACCUUUUCAUUAUCCGUCAUCAUCGAAGACGAUGAAGUGAUGACACUCUAAUAAUCCGCUUAAGCCUAGCUUGGAUUCUAGGGUUUGAAUAAAGUUUUGAGAUUCAAAGGAUUCUCUCACCUUGUAAGCUUAGUAUUUUUAGUUAUCAUA